GUGGAAGACGAGGAUGUGCAGGAUUGGGAAGGAAAAAGGAUGCAGAGGAGAAGGAAGAGGAUGGGGAGGAUUGGGCGUAAGAGGAUGAGCAGGAUUGGGGAGGGAGAGGAUAAGGAGAAUUGGGAGGAGGAGGUUGAGGAGAAAGGGGUGUUCAGGAGUAACAGGAGGUGAAGGGUCAGGGAGGAGAAGAAUGGGGUUGUGGUUUAGGAGGAGGAAGAAUGGUGGGAGAUGGUGGAGUAGGGGUCGUAUAGGUGUUGGUAAGGUGGUGACGUGUGGUUUUGAGUUGGGGAGGAGGUGGUGAGUGGCUAUGUGUGAGUUGUGGGAUCAGGAAGGUUGAGGUGUUGUGGGAGGAGUUGGGGUGUAAUGAGCUUUGGGGUAGGUGAAUUUGCAGGUGAUACGUUAGGUGAGGGGCAGGUAGUGUUGAGUAAGAUUCCCGGAAGGUUUAUUUGCAGGUUGAACCAGUGGUGAGGAAGGCAUUCAUUUUGAGAGGACAAGAAUAUAAUAGCAAGGAUGUAAUACUGAGCCUUUAUAAGACACUGGUGAGGCCUCACUUGGAGUAUUGAGAGCAGUUUUGGGCCCCUUAUCCAAGAAAGGAUGUGCUGACAUUGGAGAGGGUUCAGUGGAAGUUCACAAGAAUGAUUCCGGGAAUGAAAGGGUUAUGUAUGAGGCGUGUUUGAUGGCUCUGGGCCUGUAGUCACUGAAGUUCAGAAGAUUGAGAGGGAAUCUAAUUGAAACCUAUUGAAUAUUGAAAGGCCUUGUUUGAGUGGAUGUGGAGAGGAUGUCUCCUGUAGUAGUGGGAGUCUAGGACUCAGCCUCAGAAUGGAAGGUCCCUUUAGAACAGAGAUGAGAAGGAAUUUCUUUAGUCAGAGGGUAGUGAAUCUGUGGAAUUAAUUGCCGCAGAGAGCUGAACAGGCCAAGUCAUUGGGUAUAUAUAAAGCAGAGAUUGAUAGGUUCUUGAUAAGUAAGGGUGUUGAAGGUUUGGGGAGAAGGCAGGAGAAUGUUGUUGAGAGGGAUAAUAACCAUGAUGGAAUGGCAGAGCAGACUUCUAUGGGCUGAAUGGCCUAACGCUGCUCCUGUAUCCUGUAAGGAAGAGAAUGGUGGCAAGUUGGGGGUUGAAGAGAGUGUGGUAAGGAGGUCUGAAAUGAGGUGGGAUAAGAGGAAACUGUUCCCCUGUCAUCCUCUCAUCUUCACUCUCUUUAUUGGUGGGUGCAGGGGAGAGGUAUGGACUGGUAGGAGUGGCAGUCAGUGAAGAGUGGUGGGUGCAGUGAGGCAGAAGGAGUUGGGGGAGAAGGGGGUAGUGGGAUGUAUGGGUGAUGAUGAGGGUAAGAGAGGCUGGAGCAGGGAGGAAGGUUUUGAUGCUGAGUGCAAGGAUGAAGUUGAGAAAGGGAUGAUGGAAAAAGGUGGGGAGAUAGACUUCUGCAAGGGCCUUUCCCCUUGUCUAAGCCGUAUAUUGCUCUGCCAAUGCUUGAAUUAUACUUCACAGUUAUGGUUACAUAUAAUUAUGUAACCAUAGUUAUGGCUCAGCAUGUUUGGAGGAUGGCUUUUGAGUGAUGCCACAUUUAACCAACAUCAGCAAUGGUUUGAACGACUGCUGAAAUGUCUUCUUGCCAGAGGAACCAAGCCCUAUGCUUGAAUUCAAUUCUGCCUUAUUUCAAAGCCAGGAAGUUAUCUGGUGUUCCACAGUUCCUUGGCAGAAUAUUACUGAAAGAAACAAAACAGUACUGAAGUGGAAAGUCUUGCUUGGGAUCACAGGUCCAUUCUGCAGCAAGUCAACAAUCUGAGAACAGAAGAGCUGAAACUUAUUUUCACGUUUUGACACCCCAAGCUUUAAUACCAUUGUGCUAACCACUAUGCUAUUGCGGCAUAACCGUGGUUAUAGUUGUGACUUGUGUCCAAAAGAGUAGCUUGAUCUUCAUGUGAUGCUGUCCUUUUUCACAGGAACUCAAGAAAAACCUGGAAGAGGAAAGUCUUCAUUAUCUUUCUGUGCUGUCAGUAAUCUUGUGUCUGAACUCGUGUUCAGCAACAAUGGUCCUGCACAGGCAGUGGAGGAUCUGGAUGGCAGACAGAAACUAUACCCAGUGGCAGAAGGGUCAAGAACUGGAGGACAUCAAGGAUGAAGAAUGGCCAAAAAAUCUAGAGUGGCGUGAGCAAGAAGAUACUGAACCAGCUAGUGCUGGAAGAGAGGAGUGGAGCUGGCCUCAGAGGUUGGAGAGGCCAGUGUGUCUGUGUCUCAGCGCUGCAUGGCUGCGAUGGCGCCCGCUCUCACAGAAGCAGCAACCGAAGCUCACCAUAGGUUCAAACUUGCGACACCAUCCUCAUCCCUGUCUCCCUCAGGCACAACUGACACUGACAACAGCAACUCCAUUAAUAACGGAGCCAUAAGGAAGUCUUUUGCAGAGGACCAUAGUCUAGAUUUUCGCAAUAACUCCAGGAAGGAGGUGCUGUCACCACGUUGCUGCUUUGAUGGAGGAUCUCGUCCACCACCAACACCAGAAUCUGUGAAACUUCAAGGAUCUUUAAGCAAGCACGGAAUUAUAAAGUCUCAUACUGUCCUGUCCCAUUCUUUACUGGAAGCUAGUGUGCUUGGGUCAGAUAUAAUUGAUGGUCAGGUGGCUGUGGAAUUUUCUCCUAAACUUAUUAAAACAAUGAAUGCAGGUAGCAGUUAUCCAUCACUGUCCCCUUCCCCAGAACCAGCGGUUAAUGGCUUAGCCAAGAAAUCUGCUGGCAAUCCACAUUCAGUUUAUGAUUUGAAUGUUAUAAAGACUGGGCAAAAGUCUGGAUCCAUUCAACAUGAAGAUUUCAGUAAAUUGGCAUGUAUUAUGUCUAGUAAAAUAACAGGAGAGGAUGUGGCUGGGGAAUCAAGAAAACCUAGACAUUUGAGUACUAUUGAUGAGGAUUUACAUACAUCAGAGUCCAAGAUUGACACCUUUAAGAUUCUGGAUACUGAGGUUCACAGAAGGACUUCACUGGCUCAGACCAGACAAAGUGAAAUUAGAAGAAGAGCCUACAGACUUAGAAAGAGACUGGAAGUUGUUCAAGUGAAACAGGUUGAGCGUCAUGUCCAGCAGCAACUAGGAGGAUUUGUAGAAAAAACUCUACAUCAUCUUUCACCUUUGAAUUGCUUGAAGCGCCAGGAUGUGUCUCAACAAAAUAAUAUAGUUUAUGGCAAUAAAUCUGGUUCCAUUUCUUGGAAAGGGGACAAGAGUGCUUCAGAAACAUUGGAAAAUGUCUUUAAGAGCAGUUCAAUGACUAAGGGGCUUGAAAAGUUUAUUUCAAGUUCUGACUCAAAGCUGCGAUUCAGUGAGAAUGCUUUCGAUUCUGAUGUUACGGAGAGCAGUUCUGGUGGGGAAUCUGAUAUUGAAGAGGAAUUAAAAACCAAAGUGGAAACAAAGCAAUACCUUGCACCUUUGCGGCAGUGCCCAGGAUGGCGGUGGGCAAUGGAACGAGCUGCUAUUGUGAGCCGCUGGAACUGGUUGCAAGCUCAUGUGUCAGAUUUAGAGUAUCGCAUCCGCCAACAAACAGACAUUUACAGGCAGAUCCGUGCUAAUAAGGGUUCAGUUGUGCUUGGAGAUGUUCCACCCUUGGAAGAUUACUCCCCAGAUAGAGAAGAAUGUCCAUCUCUAAUUGAACGGAAAGUACAUGGUGCUGGAGGCAAUAUGGAGAUGUCAGUCUGUGAACAUUCUUCAUUGCCCAGAAAUGUCGGUAAACAGGUUAUUCCUGCUGUUCAUCCUGUAGAAAAUGUGACAUCUUCCACGCCAACCGACCCAACAAAGGCCUGCUGCCACUCCAGACCUGUCAAUGGCAUAGUCAACAGUGUUCACAGCUUGCUUCCUGACAGCAAUUCAGCUGACAGCUCGGAUGCUGAAGAGCGACUAAAUAAAAAGCAGAGGUUGAAUACACUGUCUGCAUCCUGCAAUGCCACUUGCACUGCAGCUCGGGUUCGUCCACUACUAGCUUGUAAAAAGCGGAGGCUCAUCAGACCCAAUAAUAUUCAGCCACUUAACCAGAAGAACCAGCACCCUCUUACAGUGAAGUGUAACUGUAAUGUCACAACAUCGUGCAUUAUGUGUGGCUCCAAGAAUUCUGAGUCACGAGAAAAUCAAUACAACAUGCCCAUGUCAGAGCGGCUUGCAUUGUUAGAUGCUUGUCUACACCCAGUCCUGUCAUUCUGUGAUGAUAUCCCACUGAAUCUGUACUUGCAACCUGUUCUGAAAGGUUAUCCACAGAAUAAAUCGUUGGAUAAGAGCAAAGCUUCCAAAAAAGUGAUGCUAAAACACAAAGGUUCAUCAGUGUCUUGUCUGCCGGAUCCAACCCAGAAAACACAGCAAAAACUGACCAACUCCAUUCUCGCAUCAGCUAAGUAUGUCCACAAUAGGAAUCGUGCAGAGAAGCCACUUAAGCAACAUUGUGAUGAUUUUCUGUCAGACUCCAAGUUCGAGAACGCUAAUAUACAGGAGAAAUUCUUAAACAAAAGGAGACAGCGUGAACCUUCAUCAGAAGCAAUGGAAGCUCGGCAGGCCCUGUCCGACAUGAGGAGCACAUGUAGUUCUACGGUUAGCUGUCACACCUCAUCUCACAACCAGCUACUGCGGCCAUUGUCUUCAUCGGAGAGCUCUGCACCAAGUUUAAACAAUACACACAAUGUAGCCUCCACCUUGCAAGCAAUCAGAAAACGAAGGGGAGAAAAUUCCUUUGACAUUAACAACAUUGUCAUUCCAAUGUCCGUUGCUGCAACAACUCGUGUAGAGAAGCUUCAGUAUAAAGAGAUCCUAACACCAAGCUGGCGUGUGGUGGAUUUAAAAGCUGAUUUAACUAAUAACAGAUCUGGUGAAGAGGAGCGUGAAGAGAUGGAGGAUCUUUCGGAUGCAGCAUUUAGUUCUCGGCACACAAAAUACGAGGAGUUCGAACGCUCUCGGUGGACAACGUGGUUGGCUUCCCCUGUCCAUGCCCAGAGACGUGGAAGCAGGUCUUACAAAUCAACCGAUGAACAUCCAACCCCUCGGCCUGCUUCUCCUGAUGUCAGUUAUCACAGUUUUGCAGAUUUAACCCUUUCACGUUCACCUUCCAGUCCUUCUGCACUACCUGUCAAUCCAGAAACAAAUUAUUUUCCAGUUCCUCAAGAAAAUGUUGCACGGAUUUCAAAUGAGGAUACACGCUGUUCCACCCCGGAUGUUGGCCAUGAAGAACAGACUGUUCAGCCCUGGGAGAAGCGAACAUUCCCUCUGGCAGGUGACCCAGGAACAGAACGCGAGAUUCGACCUGCAACUGGCCACAGGCAAACCAGAAACAGUCGGCGAUCAUCUGGAGGCAGUAACAGAGGAAGCAGGGAGUUGGAGAGUGGUGGACUAGCUACAGUUCCGCACGAUGACAAGCAGAAACAUUCUAUAUCUCUACGGCUCUCACACAGAUAAAAAGAAAUAGUGGCAGAUACACUUUUCUUGACGUUUGAUAUUCAAACAUCACCCAAACAAAAUUCACAGUUUUAGUGAAUUUAGAGUCCAAUUUAGACAACUUUCUUCUGUUAAAUUUUCUGUCAUCAACCUAAGCUAUUCCAACAGAGGUCAGUUUGAGUUAAAUUCUAGAAUAAAAGCUGGAUUGAUUGAUACUUUGGCUGUUGGGCCAUAAACCAAAACAAUUUUUUUUAAAACAGUCCAUGUAGUUGCAGAUUAUUGAUCCCUGAAAUCAAUAAUGGAAUAUACAUUCAGCAAUGUUCAAAAGCAGUCCAAUUUCAUAACCACUUUUGGUACUGUUUUGCUGUCUUAUUGGAGGCCAAACUAAUGGUUCCUAUUUUGAGCUUUAAAGUGGACAUCAACUUGGUGCACCUGGGCUAAGUGAGUUGACCAGUAGGCAAUGAUUCAGCUGACUAUGUUCAAAAAGAGAGUUGAUUGCUGUACAGUUAUUUUAGAGCAUUAUGUACAUCUGCACUCUGGCUGCACCUUUGUGUUCCUGAAUCUUGUUUUUAAACUUCUACUGAGUUGCCAGCCUGAGGCCAGAUGUCUGAGGGGUUGUCAGUUGGAAAGAGAACGUUGGGACAUUGGAACAAAUUCUAGUGAAUAAUUGUAUUGAGUCAGAAGAGGGGCAAAGCAGCAAAAAAUGUACUGAUAAUGUUUAUAUCAUCUCAGUAAAGUGAGUUUCCUUGUUAGACAAUUCAGAACCUUGAGACUGCUUCAUGUCCCUUAAUUUCAAAAUAGGUGACGGUCCCUUUCAGGAGCCAUGAAAACAGUGAUAGAGGUGGGUAUUGUGUUUCCAGGUGAUCGCCAUAGUGUAUAAAGAGGAAGCAAAAUCACACAUCAGAAGCACAUUGCAAUAUGUUAAUUUGCAGUGCUAGUGCAAAGUUGUCCUGGUGAUGGAUUUUGUUGAAAUGAAGGUUUAAUGUUCUCACUGUAUGGCUGCAUUAUUCAUGAAUCCUUGGGCAACUAUUUCAGCACUUAGCAGGACCUGGAGUUACAGAAUGAGGUUACAGUACAAGAACACAAGCUUAAAGCGGUUCCAGUUAAAGAGAAUUGUUGAUUGAAUGUCCAUGUAAAACGAUAGCCGAUUUGAGAUGGAAUUUGAUUGUUGGAAAAGCCAAGACACUUACCCAGAAUGAGGCUGCAAUGUAAAAUUGAGGAAGUUAGGCCUGGCAGCAUCUGGAAAAAACAGGUUACUUACAUAUAUUUCUAUCACCUCCGACCAAACCCAUUUCUGUGCCCCACUUCUUUCACAUCUUUAUUAUGGAGUAUCUUAUUUUGACAUUCAGCAUCUGCAUGGAGAACAUUAACACUUGGUGUGUUGAAUCUCUGGUCACAGACACAUUUAAGCUGACUGAUGUAAUCAGUGGCCAGGAUGACGUUGAGGUGUGCAGGAUUUCACACUCAGAACCCUUUUAGAAUCACAACACCUUCUUUUGUUAGGGAUGGCUUAGCUCUUACCCAAGUGCUGUUUUACUUGAACCUUUUCCAUUUUCUGACAACAGUUAUUCAGAAGGCUGCCUGUAUUGUAAAUUAAAAAUUGAAAGGCGAAACAGCUGUUUUCGUACAAAAUGUCCAUCAUAGAUGCAUCAGCUUCCACCAAAAAUAGGGCAGUGCUGUGAUGAUGCUAGUCCUGUGGGAGGUUUCUUCCAUCUGCUGCAUCUUCAAUGCUGCAGGCACAAGGUUCUGUUAAUGGAUUAGCUUCUCUUCAUGCCCAUCCACAAACGUGCCUAAAGUCUGUGCUAGAGUUUGAAAUUAGCAGGAAAACCCUACUUUUAACUUACCUGUGGUACAGGUGCAAAUCAUUUGGUAGAGUUAGAGGUAGCAUUGAGAGUGUGGGUGUCCUCUUGAUUUGGAGACUGGGUUGGUGUACCCUGAUCCCAUAAUGAUUUGGGGAGGGAGCGGCUGAGUAUGAUGAAACGGGAUCAACAAUCUGAAGGUAGUUUUGUCCAGCAGGUAGCCCCUAUUGGUCUUUGUUGUGGAAUGGUGAUAGAGUGGAGGGAUGGAAAGAACUUUAUAAAGUGAUGCUGCUGAUGGAGAGUAUAGCAUUAAUGGGCUGUUUCUGUCUUGACCAUCUGAAUCAGGCAGUGUCCUGGUGAACUGCCUUUACUCAUCACUGACAUUGAGAUGUGUCUGACCAAUUUUAAAAUUGCAUUUAGUCAAAACCCUUUCUGGUGAAGCUGGAAAAGAUGAAUGCAAGGUGGAGCAUUUUUGUUGGGUUAUUGAGGUUUCUAAAACUGUAAGAGGCAACAUCAGAGAAACCUGAUAAGAUCUGUGGUUUGCCAAAGAAAAGACUUAAUAGAAAUGGGUCUUAUCAGGGCUGAGCAAAGAGAUUCAUAAAACCUAGUUACUGUACAGUUUUCUGGAGACGGCUGACAUUCUGGUUUUUAAUCAAGUGGGUCUGUGGUGUGUAAUACAUGGGUAUGUUUUUUAAUGUACAAGUGAUCAAUUAACCUGGAUUCUUUAGUUCUUUGGGGUGGGGGGAUGGGGGUUGGUAUGUAGGUUUCAAUAGUGACUCUAAAUCAGUAUUAACCUAUAUUUAGGUUCUAUCAAUGUCCCUCCUUUUUCAGCACUUAGCAUUCUGUGAAUGCAGAACAUAGGAAACAGCUUGGUGAGAAGCAUAGUAGAUUCACUCAUUCACUCCAGACCAAAUUUAUCUUUACAACUGGCCAGAUCAUCUCCUGUUGAGGAACAGCACAAAAGUACAAAUGCAUUGUUUUAGUGUAUUUGUUUUCAAGCUACAGCCUUGGAACUUGAAACUGAAAUUUGUAAUUGAAUCAUCAUCAUUAACAAAUUCAGACCAUUUUGCAUUAUGGCAUGGAUGAAAUCUAUGUCCCACCUAUUAGUUACAGCAAAUCAGCCCAAGGAGUGUGGGGACCAUUUUGGUUUACAUCAGGACAGUUCAGGUCUGACUGAACCAGUGGCCUAUGUCUGCCACACUGGCUGAUUUUCUCCAUGUUUGUUGUUUGACUUCAGUGACUUGAUUGAACAGAUAGUCUACAUUUUCUUAACCGUUUGCAUUCUCUAGCAUUCAACUACUUAAAUUUGUUUGGCGAGAUCCACUGGCCACUUUCCCACUGUUGAACUAGUGUUGCCUUUCAAUUAUACUCUGAAGGUGCACAGUCUGGGUUUCCUCAGAAUCUGCUUUCAGUUGUUGAAAGAGCAGUGGAUAGGUCAAUAACUUUAGCAAUUUUUUUACAUCUGUUCCUGAAAUAUUGAGAGCAACUGUUAAUGGAGUUGAAUUAAGUUAGUUAUCAAAUGAUCAGGAAAUGCAUGUCUGUGAGGGUCCACGAAUCUUCAUUCCCAUCAGAAGUUCUCAAGCCUCCACAGUCAUUGACACUUGCUGAUGGAUUGACCUUCUCAGUAGGUCGGCCUAUUGUGUAGCCUACUUGUCCACCUGCUCUGGCCCAAGAUGUUACAGAAUUUGUUGGAGAAGCCAUGUGUUGUAUUCCCAUUUCAAAAAUACAUGAAAUUUUGUGUGUGUGCUACAGAUAUGACGGGGCCAGUUCCAAUCUUGUCAGUUCCUGUGAUCCAUUUAUUCUGAAAAUUGUUCAGUUAUACUUGUUUCCAUGUGGUGUUGAAAGCUUUGUUAGCCUUGUGCCUGUCUUUAUAUAUUUCCACCUUGGGCAUUGAAAAGUGUAAAGACAAAAUCAGUUUCCUUUUGAUCUUUUUAUAUUAAUUAAACGAAAGUUUAGCUGACUGCUUUGAUUGUAGUGUUCUUACCCUUGUAAAAAAAAAUUCUAUUUUGUACAUUUUCUUUUUGAAGCUGUGUAUGGAGAUAUGGGCUGUCAUUGUCCUCAUUGUAUAGAAUGUUUUUCUUCAUUCAGGAAAGCAGUACUUUAUGAUUUAACCAACCCAAAAGUUAAGCACAAUUUGUGCUUAUAAAAAAAUAAAGUUUUAAAAAUAGAUCAAAGACUUCCCAGAUUUGCUG
Molecule: messenger RNA, 9381 nt
Organism: Hypanus sabinus (Atlantic stingray)
Lineage: Eukaryota; Metazoa; Chordata; Chondrichthyes; Myliobatiformes; Dasyatidae
Product: KAT8 regulatory NSL complex subunit 1-like
Exons: 16
Coding region: 2241-5411 (1056 amino acids)
Cellular component (GO): NSL complex
Molecular function (GO): histone acetyltransferase binding
Source: RefSeq, a predicted model, not a curated record